Molecule: messenger RNA, 657 nt
Organism: Aspergillus versicolor CBS 583.65
Lineage: Eukaryota; Fungi; Ascomycota; Eurotiomycetes; Eurotiales; Aspergillaceae
Exons: 3
Coding region: 1-657 (218 amino acids)
Source: RefSeq, a predicted model, not a curated record
AUGUUUAUUAUUUUCGGCAACGUCCAGUUCAUACCUGGUAGAUACGGCGAGUGGCAAACUGCCUACGACAAACUGGCCGACUAUGUUGCCGUUCAAGAGCGAACCUCGACUUUAACAUAUUAUUUUGGGAUACCGUUCGAAUUUAAGAUAAACUUCAAAGAUACACCACAUAUGCUGGCAUUCGAGGCCUAUAACACGCGUGAGGAUUUAUAUGACACUCAUUUGAACUCCCCGGAGAUGCAGGACUUUCUGGCCGCGGUCCCUAGCACCAUGUCAACAGGCCUUGACCUCUCGCACUACACCGAGACAGCGGGGUUCCUAGAUAAAUCCGGGAAUUGCCAGGAGUGUGAGGCCAUCUACGACACGCGGGUUGAAUGCUAUACACUAGAGGAUAGAAAUACUGCUUUAGCUAAGCUCGCUGUAAUAGCUGAGCACAUUGCCGAAUAUGAAGACGGCACAUGUACAUUCCUGGUUCUGAAGAGCCUAGACAGCGACACUCAUUUGAGGAUUUUUGGACGGUAUUCUAGCUGGGACGCAAUGCUUUCACAUCAGAAGGGAGACAAACUGGUAGAUUUAUGGCUGGGUUCAAAGACAGGAAUCAAGAGUAUGGAAGGAAGAGCAUAUGUCCCGAAUGGUAAAGGUUGGCUGCACCAUUAG